AAUGUCAAACAAAUUGUCAAAGAAUCUUUAAUCUUUCAAUUUUUCAGUUUCUUUCUAUGUUUCAGGAAGAAUCGUAAUUUUUCAUGAAUCCCGAAAACUUAAGAAUCUUUCAAUCCUUAUUUUGUUAAUAAUUUACUCAUUGAGAGCGAUAAGUGUGUAGAAAUCAAGUUAUAUUACUGCAAGGAAAUCUAUUAAAUAACUGCGCUGUUUUAUUUUGUGGACCAUAUAAAUGGCUGACGAAGAGAAUGAUAACACUUGGUUAAUAGAAUUGGAGUCUGCACUUUUAGAUGGUAGCAAUGCACAAGAAAUAAAUGCUCUCACUAAAGGCAAGAAAAUUCCAGAGAGCCUACGUCCAGAUGUAUGGCUUCUUUGCCUCAGUUGUCAAGAGAAGGGCAACCAAUUGCUCUCCUUUGAUGAAGUAUUUGAUUUGCCAAAUCAAACUGAAUUGAGAGAUGAUGUAAAGAAAUUUGUGAAAACUCUGGGCAAUGAGGAUGAAGAAAAGCUUUCUGUGGUCUCUGAUAUAGAGUCAAUUAUUACAUAUUAUUGUAAAUCAAAGGCACUCUGCUACAAUCAUAAUAAUGGAUGGAUCGAAAUCUUACUUCCAUUGCUUAGUUUAAAAUUGCCGAAGUCUGAUACCUAUAAUCUGUUUGAAAGAAUAAUUCAGCUUUAUGUACCAAAGGGGUGUUCCAAAAAUGGUGUGCCAUUCCAUAUUCUGCGGCUGUUAUUGCAGUAUCAUGACCCUGAGUUGUGCUCAUUCUUAGACACAAAGAGAAUUACACCUGAACAGUACUGCAUGCCAUGGUUGAGAUCUUUAUUUGCGGGCACAUGUAAUUUAGAAGUGGUCUUAUUCAUGUGGGAUUUAUAUUUUCAAAGAUCAGAUCCAUUCUUCAUAUUCUUUCUUUGCCUCAUAAUGAUAAUUAAUGCAAGAGAACAAUUGCUUCAUAUGAAAAAUGAGGAUAAGGAAGACAUAAUAAAGUCAUUGAGUAGCAUGCCAGGAGACUUGGAGGCCAAUGAUGUUUCUGAUUUUUGUUCCUUAGCACAUUAUUAUUCUUUAAAAACACCACUUUCCUUUAGAGAAGAUGUUUUGGAGGUGUUGUUUUCUGAGAGUGGCCUUGAAAUUAAUUCAAAACUGUAUUCUCAAGCUUUGUGUCUUCCUGUUGCUGUACAUGAACUGAUUGAGAGUGCCACUGUAGAUGCUACAGAUGUGGAUAGUGUUAAAUUCUUCUUGGUAGACUGUCGCCCGGCUGAGCAAUAUAAUUCCGGUCAUUUAUCCACAGCAUUUCACCUGGAUUGCAACUUAAUGCUACAGGAGCCCAAUGCGUUUAACACUGCUGUCCAGGGCCUGCUGAAUGCACAACGACAGGCUCUGGCUGCGGGAUCACUAGCAGCCGGGGAACAUCUUUGCUUUGUUGGAUCUGGUAGAACAGAAGAGGAUAGUUAUGCUCAUAUGGUUGUAGCUUCGUUUCUAAAACGAAACACCAAACAUGUCUCUAUGUUGGAUGGUGGGUUUGUGGCUAUACAUGACUACUUUGGUCCCCAUAUGACAGACUGUUUAGAAGAACACAAUCCAUCCACAUGCUUAGUUUGUGCUCCAACUAACAACAACAUUGGUUCACAGCAACCAGAAAAUAGAUCUAGAGAAAACAUACCAACAAUACAACUAUUUAGUAAACUAUCUUCAGCUAUGAAAGCAAAGAGUCAAGAAGUAAAAGGAAAGUUAAUAGAGUAUAUUGUGAACCCGAAUUCCAAUACUAAUAGCAAUGAAUGGCAUGUAUCUGCCAGUGACAGAAAACAACAGAGAUAUAGAAAUGUGCCACCGGUAUUUAGUAUCAAUGAUGAGGAUGAGGAGCUGCGUUCAGACAUCAAGAGGGAUGGGAUCGAUUCCGAUUCUUUAGAGGAAAUUGUAGAGGUCACCAAUUUUUUGAAACAGCAAAAAGUUGUUGACAAUUUUCCAUGUCAAGAGGUUUUGGUCAAUGGGUAUAUGCAUGAUUCUUACUUAGUUGUAACACAGACACAUCUUAUAGUGUUACGUGACAUUCCAAAUAAAAGGGGCAUAGCACGUGUCAUGUCUCGGAGGCCCCUGUCCACCAUAGUUAAAAUCACUGCCAAAAAGAGACAUCCAGAAUUGAUAACAUUUAAGUACGGCAUUCCAGAUGGAGAUAGUUUAUUGAUAAAAGAUAUGGAUAGAUUUCUUAUUCCUAAUGCCUCUGUGGCUACUAAAGUAGUUUCGAAUCAAAUAGUACAGCAGCUAGACAGUAAAAUGGAGUAGCUAAGAUAUAUAUUCGUUGUUAUAGAUUUUAUUGAAAGAUUUAUUGACUUAUUUAUAAUCCCUGUAACAAGAAAAAUAUUUAUGUUAUUUAGGAUAUAUUUACGAAUUUGAAUGUGCACAGAGUGGCUUUUUAAGUCAUUUUUUCACAAUACAUACAUUUUCGAAAUUCCAAACUAAGUCCCAUUAGUCCAUUUGUUCAUGAGGAAGAAAAUAAAAUAGUAUAUAUUUUGCUUUUAGGAUAUCUAAAUUUCAUCAUGCCAACCUGUUGUGAAAAUUGGCUGAUGUUUAAAAAACCACCUUGGGUACUUUGGUAAUAUAGUAUUAUUAUUAUAUUUAUAAGUAUUAUAAUAAUGUCAUUCAAUUAAGUGAUACUUAAUAUCACUGAGAGCGUCCAAAUGCUAUCUAACUUUGUAAUCUGCUUAUUUGAUGCAAUCUUGUCAAUCUUGCUAGUAUUUAGAGCUUAAUAAACGAUACCUAAAUAUUAUUAGUACCUACUUAUGUCAACAAUCUCUGGUUUUGCUUUGUUUUUUUUACUGAGUUUAUGGAACUUGUUACACCAAAUUUUUACACGAAAUAUUGAAAUCACGGUUGUACACCGUUUAUAUGUUGAAUAUACACUUUAAUAAAUGGAAUAUGUACGAUUUAAAUUAUGUACCUGAUCUCUUCGUCAGAUUUGAUAAUAUCGCCGGCGAAGUAUCUCCUUAUCGGAAUUAUUCGAGAAAUUCAUUAAAGCAUUGAAAUUCAAAGUGGAUUUCUCAAAAAAUAUACAGGAUGUGUCUGCUUUUUGCUGUUGAUAUUUUUUUAAAUAUAUCAAUUUGUUUAAAUAUAUCAAUAUUAGACGAUUUACAUUUUUGAAAUUAAGUGUUGCUAUUUCAACACACGCUAACUUGAUAACUCAAAACUUGUUAACUGCUAUUUGAUCACUCGUGAUAAGAUAUGAGUCACAGUAUUAUUUCCAGGCUCGCUUAGAGACAUGGCUGUGUUAUGGAAUUAUUGGGUAUGGCCUUGCUAGGUAUAACACAUUUUGCAUUUCUAUUGCAGUUGUAUUUCUGUUAGCUACCUCGUCUUUUUAUCUUACUAUCUAUUCAAACUGCGAACUCUCAUUAUAUCCCCAUUCAGGCUGUUAUACUAAAGGCUGGCCUGAGGUCAGGCCCGUGGCCAGGCAUUGGGUGAAUCACCAGAAUGUGUCAUUCAUUAUUUAAUAGAAAUCACAACAAUAUCCACGACUUUCUCGACAAUGUUAAACGUUUAGUCGUACCGGUAAAUAUCUAGUUGCAAACGCAAUGCAUAAAUCGGGUCCCACCAGUCGCCACAUCUUUCUGAGGGUUUCAUACUUAAUCAACUAUAUCGUGUACUUGGGCGUCCGCUGACUUGCGUUGGACGUAGUCAUUCACAUUUGUCAUUUGUCUUAUCUGACACACUUUAUUGUCAUUGCGGAGAGGAUAUUUUUUUACUUUUCGAUAAUGGAAAUAUAUUCGAUUUUAAAUCAAGUGUCUUCACCCCUUCAACCAGCCCCGCGCCGGGUUGGGGGCAUGCCUGUGCACUAUACAUACAUUUGUUACAUUUUGAUUACGCGCAAGGCACUAAACGCGCUUAAAUACGUUAUAUAUUAAUUUGUUAUUUUGUACUUUAAAAGGAAAUUAUUAUUUUAAUAUAAAAAGUAUCCUACAUUCCAGAAGUUGAUAACACUGCAUGUAUCGCCACGUCAAAUUACCCUACAUGAAUUUGUCAUUACAAUUAGUAUGUACCUUACUUAAAUAAAAAAUAACGAAGUUCUCGA
Molecule: messenger RNA, 4049 nt
Organism: Plodia interpunctella (Indianmeal moth)
Lineage: Eukaryota; Metazoa; Arthropoda; Insecta; Lepidoptera; Pyralidae
Gene: TBC1D23
Product: TBC1 domain family member 23
Exons: 2
Coding region: 230-2269 (679 amino acids)
Biological process (GO): retrograde transport, endosome to Golgi
Cellular component (GO): trans-Golgi network
Source: RefSeq, a predicted model, not a curated record